AUGUCGUGGAUUGUACGCGCAAGGGGAGAAGUCGAUCAUGCAAUCACGUUUGCCUUGCUUUGCCUUACAGGUAUACGAGUCGCAUGGUCUAUAGCAUAUGGGGCCAUUUUCAUGGUUAUCACAGCUUCUGCUCCUACAAGCAACGUCCUUGGUGCCAUCAAUGGCCUCGGCCAAACCUCUGCGUCGGUAGCUCGUGCCAUUGGUCCCGCCUUGGCAACUUCGCUCUUUGCUGUAUCGAAGGAGCACAACCUUCUAGGAGGAAAUGCAGUUUUUGUCGUCUUGAUUGUGUUGGCCGGUGGAUUGAGAUGGCUAGCGUCCCAGUUGCCAGAUGAAGUACAAGACAGGGACGAGUAA
Messenger RNA from Suillus plorans, 354 nucleotides. RefSeq lists its product as uncharacterized. The coding region runs from base 1 to 354 and encodes 117 amino acids. The transcript is spliced from 2 exons. Lineage: Eukaryota; Fungi; Basidiomycota; Agaricomycetes; Boletales; Suillaceae. The record is from RefSeq and is a predicted model, not a curated record.